Fomitopsis serialis is the source of this 840-nucleotide messenger RNA. RefSeq lists its product as uncharacterized. The annotation marks the transcript as partial. The record is from RefSeq and is a predicted model, not a curated record. Lineage: Eukaryota; Fungi; Basidiomycota; Agaricomycetes; Polyporales; Fomitopsidaceae. The transcript is spliced from 5 exons.
CAUCCUGACAACAAACGUUGUCCCGCGCCCCGUGAACGUGACCGAGAGAAUAACAUUGUCUGGACGGAGCAGGAGCGAUCAAGGGCCAGUAAAGCAACGAUGCCGACAAGUAUCCACGAUCUUCUGACAGAGAUUGAAGCAAUGUAUGCCUCAGGCAAGAGAGUCACCGCAGAUUCAUAUGUUCGAGUGCCGGUCCAUCUCAUAGAGGACAACCUUACGAUUCGCGGUCAGGGUAACUCGCUCAUUGCCAGUAUCUGCACCUCCAUGCCCGAAGUGAUGCGAAGCAAUCUGGUCGAACGUCUCAUCACAUGCUUCGAAUCCGACCCGUUCGAGACGGUGGACGCCAAAUCCCGCGAUGUAAGGAGAACCUUUCAGGUCAUCCAUUUUGCUUGGUACAACAGGCAUUGUACUCAGGGCCAUGAUGCACCUCAAGACAUAGCGCCGUCCUUGAUGAGUCGGAAGGGUUGCUCUAGAACGAACCACGAACAAUUUAUCCCGUACACGUCGAAGCCUAUGGAAGAGCAUCGACGUAUCUACGAGGCUCUUCAAGACAUCUUGCCGAAUGAAUACGAACGUCUAGAAGCUACCGCAUCCAUUUUACCAGACAACAACGCGUCCGCCGUCCAUCCGUUUGUUGCUUUGGCAGUCAACCUCAACGUCGUCACUCGAGCACAUAGGGACGCCCAGGAUGACAGGGUAUGCCUUGUUCUGCCUAUUGGAGAUUUCAAUGGCGGGGAAUUGUGUAUCGUUGAAGCAGGUCUUGUAAUUCCCCUGCGUCACGCAGAUUUCAUCGUUUUUCCCUCUUGCGAGUUUACUCAUUUCAAUCUGCAUUACACGGGA